This is a messenger RNA of Triplophysa dalaica, 3382 nucleotides long. RefSeq names its product double C2-like domains, delta (gene doc2g). Gene Ontology annotation, cellular component: membrane. The coding region runs from base 212 to 1498 and encodes 428 amino acids. The transcript is spliced from 11 exons. NCBI's taxonomy places the organism in Eukaryota, Metazoa, Chordata, Actinopteri, Cypriniformes, Nemacheilidae. The record is from RefSeq and is a predicted model, not a curated record.
AAGUGCUCGGAGAAUUUAAAGACCACGUCACAGCAGAGAGUGUAGUGAUAGAGAGAGAGAGAGAGAGAGAGAGAGGAACACAGAACGCAUGAGGAUAUAUUGAUGCAAAGCGACGGUGGUUCUUCUUAGUGUGUGUGAGAGAAACCAUGUGUACAGGAGAUGGAACACUGGAACAGAUGAAGAUUGUCAUUGGUCUUUUCCAGCGAUCCCGAUGAGUGUCUCCAAACCACCUCCUCCCCACUCCCACUUCCCCCCCAGCAACCCGUCCUCUCACCUCCCCUUGCCUCCCAACUCAAUCUCUUCCCCCUCUCCCUCACCCCCUCCCUCCGCUGCCGGGCCCCCCAGCCCUGCCAUGCCUCCACCCUCCCCGGUAAAGAUCUCCAUGCAGGAGCACUUCGCCAUCAACGUGUGUCCCGGUCCCAUACUCCCCAUUCCUCAAAUCUCCGACUUCUUCCCUCGCUUCCAUGACUUUCCCAUCACCCCCCUUCCACCGCGGGAAAAAAAGAUUCUAAAGGACAAAGACAAGGACGCCGUUGCAGACGGAGAGAAAGACCGCAAGAAGGAGAGAGAGCAAGAAGAGAACGGACAGUUUGCAGACUCGGAUGACGAGGACACCUACCUGGGAACUCUGGAGUUUAACCUGCUGUUUGAUCAAGAAAAUAACUGCCUACACUGCACAAUCCACAAGGCCAAAGGACUAAAGGCCAUGGACUCCAAUGGUCUGGCUGAUCCAUACGUGAAACUCCACCUCCUGCCUGGAGCAAGCAAGGCAAACAAACUCCGCACGAAGACUUUAAAGAACACGCUGAAUCCAGUGUGGAGCGAAACGCUUGUCUAUCACGGCAUCACUGCUGCUGAUAUGACCACCAAAACCCUCAGGCUGUGUGUGUGUGAUAUGGAUCGUUUAGGACGGAAUGAGUUUAUAGGUGAAGUCCGGGUGGCCCUUAAGAAACUGAAGGAGGGAGAAAACAAGAAAUACUACAUGGGCCUGGAGAGAAUCACACAGACCCGGGAGGGUAACAGCCAGGCAGUGGAUUCUGGAGCUCCUGUUGCAGAAGAAGAGCGCGGUCGUAUCCUGGUCUCUUUGAUGUAUAUUACAGAGAAGAGUUCUCUGGUUGUGGGAAUUAUUCGCUGCGCCCACCUGGCUGCCAUGGACUCAAAUGGAUACUCGGACCCAUUCGUCAAGAUUGUUUUGCAGCCUGACAUGGGGAAAAAAUCCAAGUACAAAACAACAGUGAAGAAGAAAACUUUAAAUCCGGAGUUUAAUGAGGAAUUUGCAUAUGAGGUCCCACAUGAUCAGCUUGCCAAGAAAAAGCUGGAGAUCUCAGUCUGGGACUAUGACCUGGGCAUGAGCAAUGAUUUUAUAGGUGGAGUCGAAUUGGGGAUUAACGCAAAAGGAGAGAGAUUGAAACACUGGUUCGAGUGUCUAAAAUACAAAGGAAAGAAAGUAGAAUACUGGCACACACUGACGCAGCAAGGAGCCCCUAGCAGUGACUGACACACAUGCACACAUUCAGACAAGCACACACAUGCACACGUGUAUUGUCUUUUGAUAAAUAAUACGUCAAAUAAUGGAGUAAUAAUGAUAAAGAAAUGCAAUAAUGCUUAAUCUGAGAAAGAUGAGUGAUGCGUAAUAACCUGUUGUACAGAUAUCUCAGUCUUGUGUGAUGACAAAGAAAAGCAAUUGUGAUCACAAGCCCGGAUUGUGACAUACGACCAUGUGCCGUCGCACGCAUCGACCCCUUUUUCUGAUCUACACGUCACUUUUGUGAAAUCGUACUGUGUUGUGACUAUGCCACAGGAGAUCAUGCCAUAAUGUGUCAUUUAUUAUGAAUGCAUAAAGCAUCCCGGUGUUUGUUAAAGGUGGUGAUGCUGUCAUUUUGCACACUGUCCAAGCACAACCCAUCCAACUGACUGUAAAUGUCUAUGUGUACCUGUGUACUCCCUUUUUGUGAUUUGUGAAGUAUGAAAGUUUACAGUCUCUUCCAGCCCGACAAAACCAUGGAGCACGAGAAGCCAAAUGGAAAUCGGGGAAAAAAUUACAAUCUCUGGAUUUCUGAAGACAUUAGAGGACUGUCGUGUCACAAUCUGCACAACGAUUUGUGUGUACGUGCGCGUGUGAAUGUCCCAGUCUGUAUUUUUGUCUACUUGUGUGUUUGUACUGAAUGUUUGUAUAUUCUCCAACAAAAAACGAAGCGCUGAUGCACGUCGACGGACUGUCGCACCUCCUCUCUGGCGCCCUCUACUGGUGUAGAGGUACUACUCGCAAGGACAAUGCGUACCGAAAGGGGGGUUCAAUGGUCACCCACUGACUCCGGCAGCCCUCAUGCACAACUGCACACUCCCCAACGGGUUAAAUUAGCAAUCAAACCAAGCCUUCGACGGGCAGUUUAUCGCAGGACGUCCUUUGGUCACAUAUGCGCAGAAGAGGCCGGCACACUUUAUAGUCUUGAGUAUUUGUUGACAUUCUCUCCGGGGAGAAAUUGUAAAAUUAUGCACAUUUCUUUAUUUGAAACAUUUUAACAGUUGCUUACAGUUGAUGGACGAAACGACGGAGAAGCACCCGUGGGGUAUUUGGCUAUAAUUUUAUCUAUGGGAUUGCAUUGAUAGGCUAUACAGCAGAUUCAAGUUGUCUACCUGUACAUGAAUCUACUUUUUAUUUGAUAUGAUCGAGUGCACAUGAGCACUCUCAUUGUUGAAGAUGCAGUGCUGACCUCAGUUUUAUAAAAUGUUGAGUGCAUUUACAUGUAUGUUAUGCAUAAUGACCCAACAAAACCACACAAACGCCUUAAACCAUUGUCUUGUAUGGGGUUAGGAUUAGAAACCCUGGUACACAGAUUUUAGCGUUUUAUUCUGAUUCCUCUUCGCUUGCAAAAAAAACCACCUUUAACGUUAUGCUUUGAUGUCAAAAUGUGUGAAAAAGCAACUGAUUUCCUUGUUUCUAUUUUUUGGCGGUACAUGUAAAUGCACUCUAUUAACAAAUAUUUCAUUAUAAAAUCCAGUCAACUUUUAACUUUUGUCUUUCCAUGGCUGCUUCUUUGGCUCCUGGAGUUCUGCUGUCUGUUUACAUUUCAGUUAUGAAAUGAAUGGUCUAAAUGGCAAAUAAUUGUCAAAUGUUAUGCUAAAAAAGCUGCAUGCCAACUGAAUGUCACAUAUGCUUUGAUGGACCUAUGAUCUGCAGUGCUGAUGUUUGUUCUAAACUCUAUCAUCGGACUCUUCAAAGGAUAUUUGUUUUUGCUCAGUGAACUGGGACAAUCCCGAGUACCUCUGAUGAACCAGCGUGGCAUUUAGAUUAAUAGACUGGCACCACCUGCCAGCCGAGAUGGGACUCCGGAGGGAGCGUUAAUGAAGGAAGGGUCAAGCUGAAGGAGGAUUAUUCAAG